Pterocles gutturalis (yellow-throated sandgrouse) is the source of this 1259-nucleotide messenger RNA. It is a transcript of the gene IFT52, whose product is annotated as intraflagellar transport 52. Gene Ontology annotation, biological process: intraciliary transport; cilium assembly. Lineage: Eukaryota; Metazoa; Chordata; Aves; Pterocliformes; Pteroclidae. The record is from RefSeq and is a predicted model, not a curated record. Gene Ontology annotation, cellular component: cilium; centriole; intraciliary transport particle B. The annotation marks the transcript as partial. The transcript has 12 exons.
CUUAAAAGAUGAGAUCACAUCUGAGAAACUGCUUGGGGUAAAAUUGUGGAUUACAGCAGGGCCAAGAGAAAAGUUCAGUGCUGCUGAGUUUUCGGUUCUGAGGAAAUUCCUGGAGGAUGGUGGAGCCAUCCUGGUGAUGCUAAGAGAAGGCGGGGAGUCACGAUACGGCACAAAUAUUAACUUUUUGUUAGAAGAAUAUGGGAUCCUUUUCAAUAAUGAUGCUGUAGUACGAAACGUGUAUUACAAGUACCACCACCCAAAAGAAGCGCUGAUCUCUGAUGGAGUUUUGAAUAGGGGAAUCAGUGAAGCUGCAGGAAAAACAGUGCCUGGGAUAACAGAUGGAGAUGGAAGUGGAGAUGACUCACAAGCGCUCACCUUUGUGUAUCCAUUUGGUGCCACACUGAAUGUAAUGAAACCAGCAGUGGCUGUUCUAUCAACAGGAUCUGUUUGCUACCCGCUCCACAGGCCUAUUCUUGCUUUCUAUCAGCAUGAGAAUCAAGGUGGAAAGAUGGCAGCGUUGGGAUCUUCCCACAUGUUCAGUGAUCAAUACUUAGAUAAAGAAGAAAAUGGUAAGAUCAUGGAUGUGCUUUUCCAGUGGCUCACAACAUCAGAUAUCCAUUUAAACCAGUUGGAUAUGGAGGACCCUGAGGUUUCAGACUAUACCAUGCUCCCAGAUACAGCUGCACUGUCUGAGCAACUGCGAGUCUGUCUGCAAGAAGGAGAUGAGAACCCAACAGACUUCACAAAGCUCUUUGAUACAUCCCUUUAUCAGCUGGAUACAACUGCCCUCCCUUCAGUUAUCAAAGCUUACGAACAGCUGAAUGUGAAGCAUGAACCCCUCCAACUCAUUCAGCCUCAAUUUGAGACUCCACUACCUGUCCUCCAGCCAGCUGUUUUUCCACCUGCUUUCAGAGAAUUGCCUCCUCCCCCUCUGGAGCUGUUUGACUUGGAUGAAACUUUUUCCUCUGAGAAAGCUCGUCUUGCAGAGAUUACUAACAAAUGUACCGAUGAUGACCUGGAGUUUUACGUUCGAAAAUGUGGUGAUAUCCUAGGAGUAACAAGUAAACUCACAAAGGAGAAGCAAGAUGCCAAACAUAUCCUGGAGCACAUCUUCUUCCAAGUGGUUGAGUUUAAGAAACUGAAUCAGGAACACGAUACUGACACAAGUGAAGCUGGAUUCCAGAAUGGUAACUGAGGCCUGGCUUUCCCCAGUUUGAGAUAGACCUUCCAGUGAAAACAUACUUUUCUAUUCUUUUCAA